This is a messenger RNA of Dimorphilus gyrociliatus, 3543 nucleotides long. Lineage: Eukaryota; Metazoa; Annelida; Polychaeta; Dinophilidae. The record is from the annotation of a GenBank genome assembly.
CAAGGCUAUAUCAAGAUGUCUGACAGUGAAAAGCAGGAGAGACCUCAAAGUGAGGAUGAGCCUGAUGCUAAAAGACCUAAGUUUGAUCGAGUUAAAAAGCCGAGCGAUAAUGCGAACGUUGAUGGCGCAUCUGCCGAGAAAGACACAAGCAGGCAAAAUGAAAAAGGAAAGUCUGAUUCUAUUUAUACCAAAACCGGAGGAGCCUACAUUCCACCUGCUAAGUUGAGAAUGAUGCAGGAAAAAAUAACCGAUAAAGAAUCAGAGUCUUAUCAAAGGCUAGCAUGGGAGGCUCUUAAGAAAUCAAUUAAUGGAUUAAUUAACAAAGUAAACACAUCAAAUCUUGGCCAAAUUGUCAGAGAAUUGUUUCAAGAAAAUAUAAUUAGAGGAAGAGGUCUUUUUGUAAAAUCAAUAAUCCAAGCACAAACUGCUUCUCCAACUUUUACAAAUGUCUAUGCUGCAUUAGUUUCAGUUGUUAAUACAAAAUUUCCUCAGAUAGGAGAGCUACUGCUGAAGCGUCUCUUGAUUCAAUUUAGAAAAGGUUUUCGAAGGAAUAAUAAAACCAUGUGCCUUUCAGGAUUGAAUUUUAUUGCUCAUCUUGUAAAUCAGCAGGUGGCGCACGAAAUCCUGGCCUUAGAAGUAUUAACUCUACUUCUUGAAACUCCAACAAAUGAUAGCGUUGAAGUAGCAGUGGGAUUUUUACGUGAAUGCGGUGCAAAACUCACCGAAGUGUCUCCUCGUGGAACUCAUGCAGUAUUUGAACGUCUUCGGUACGUUUUACAUGAAGGUCAAGUUGAGCAAAGAAUUCAAUAUAUGAUUGAGGUAAUGUUUGCCACUCGUAAGGAUGGUUUCAAAGACCAUCCUGCUAUACAAGAAGAUCUUGAUCAAGUUCAAGAAGAAGAUCAGUUCACACACAUGAUGACUCUAGAAAGUAAUAUAGAAGGAGAAGAGAUGUUGAAUGUUUUUAAAUUUGAUUCUGAGUAUACGAUAAAUGAAGAAAAAUAUAAGGCACUCAGUCGCGAAAUUUUGGAUGAGUCUUCAUCUGAUUCCGGAUCGGGAGAUGAAUCUGGAUCUGGAUCUGGAUCUGAGAAAUCAGAAGAAGAAAAAGAAGAAGCACAAAUUUUGGAUCAAACUGAAACUAACUUGGUGGAAUUACGAAAAACCAUUUACCUAACAAUUCAAAGUUCUCUUGACUUUGAAGAAUGCGCACAUAAGUUAUUAAAAAUGGAGUUAAAACCAGGUCAGGAAAAAGAAGUUGCCGGCAUGAUACUUGAUUGCUGCGCUCAGCAACGAACAUAUGAAAAGUUUUUUGGUUUGUUGGGGCAGCGUUUUUGUAUGUUGAAACAAGAGUAUGUGGGUCAUUUUCAAGAAUUGUUUAAAGAGCAAUACGGAACCAUUCACAGAUUGGAAAUAACAAAGUUGAGGAAUGUUGGCCGUUUUUUUUCUCAUUUGUUUUUUAGUGAUGCGAUAUCUUUCGAAAUUUUCUCAAUUAUAAGGCUAAAUGAAGAUGAUACAACAUCUUCAAGCAGAAUCUUCAUUAAAAUACUUUUUCAAGACCUUGCUGAGCAUAUGGGCUUGCCUAAGCUAUUAACCAGACUCCACGACGAAACUCUGUCAAACAGUUUUGAGGGAAUCUUCCCAAAAGAUAAUCCAAGAAAUACACGAUUCGCAAUCAAUUUUUUUACAUCUAUUGGUUUAGGAGGCCUUACUGACGAAUUAAGAGAGUUUUUGAAAAAAAUGCCCAAAAUGCAACCUCGAGUUUUAACACCUAUAUCUUCAGACUCGGAUUCUUCAUCAUCUGACUCAUCAUCAUCAUCAUCAUCAUCAUCGUCGUCGUCAUCGUCGUCAUCAUCAUCAUCGUCAUCAUCGUCAUCAUCGUCAUCAUCGUCAUCUGGCGCAAAACGUAAAACUAAGAAGAAUCGUAAAAGCUCGCUCCGGAAGGAAAACAUCAAAUCGCGUCAGAAAGAAGAUCGACCUGAGAAAUCUGCCUACCGUCAGAGAAGGGCAAUGGCUACUAAACAGUACAGCGACAGUGAAGAUGAGCAAGUUGACAAAAGGAGAUAUUCACAUGAUAAACGACAGAGAAAACCUAGUCGAGAUACUGACAGGCGUAGGCGAGACAGUGAUGAAGGAGGGGAACGUCAUAGAAGAAAUUACUCGGAUCAAGGUCAAUUAGUAGACAAAGAUCACAGCAAAUUAAAAUUUGAAAGUGAGGAUGAAUCAGACGAACCGAAAAACGAACUUCGAAGAGGACGGGUUGAACUUAAAAAAUACGACAGGCGAAAAGAUGAUUAUGACAGUGAUUCUGAUGAUAAUGGGAGAGAUAAGUACGAUGGCGGCAAAUAUGAUAAAGAGAGCAAAGGGUCUACUAAGAAACAAGUCGAUGAAGAACGAAAGAAUACUAGAAGGGAUAAGAGAUACGAGCUCGAUAGACAAUCUUUCAAAAAGAGAAACGAAAGUGAUGAUGAAAAUGAUCGAAGAAAUACCAAGUCAGAAAAACGAAAGUACGUGGAAAAAGACAAACAGCGAAGAAGACAUGUCGACUCCGACCAAUCUGACCGAGAAGAUAAUAACCGACGAGAAAGUAGGACUAAUAAUCAAAGAAGUGAUCGUCGUGAUAAAGAUGUUGAGAGAAAGAGAUAUGAUAGCGAUUCCAACGAUGAUCGAACAUUUGAUAGAAGUGAAAGGACAGAUCGCAAACACCACGAACAUUACAGCAGAGACAACAGGCGAAGAGAUAGCGAUACAGAUGAAGAUAGAAGAAAUCAGAGAAAUGAACGAACAGAUCGAAAACGAUAUGAGCAUUAUAGUAAAGAAAACAAGCGAAGAGAUAGUGAUACAGAUGAAGAUAGAAGAAAUCAAAGAAAUGAACGAACAGACCGAAAACGAAAUGAGCACUGCAGUAAAGAAAGCAAGCGAAGAGAUAGUGAUACAGAUGAAGAUGGAAAAUAUGAUAGAAAUGACCGAACAGAUCGCAGAGGAUAUGACAUCAGCAAUAGAGACAAUAAGCGACGUGAUAGUGAAGAAGCUCGAAGAGAAAAUAGAAGUGGGCAAACUGAUAGAAGACGUGAUCGGCAGUAUAAAGACAACGGACGAAGAAGAGAUGAUAGUGAUCGUGAAGAAGAAAGACGAGAGAGUCGAAGAUACGAGCAGAAAGAUACAAGAAAAAAUAGAAGGUAUGAUAGUGAUGAUAGUGAAGACAAAGAACCAGAAAGUAAAAAGUCGGAAAGUCGUAGACUUGAAAGACGAGAGAGGCGGAGAUAUGAUUCCGACGAUGACAGAGAUAGAAAAGGUGAAAGUUCUGAUAGAAGGAGUAAUUAUCAAGAGAAAGCUAGAAAAUACUCAUCUGAUGAGGAUAAACCGAGGAAAGAUAGUUAUAGUCGACGAAAUGAUAAACAUGAUAAAGAAAAUAGAAAAAGAAACGAUAGUGACAAUGAUUCAGAUCAGGAUAGAAGAAAUUAUCGCAGGAAAAGAUCCGAAGAAAGGAAAUAUGCAGACGAUCGCAAAAUAAGGAGCAGACGUUACGAUGAAGGGCUUAGACGUUGA